Onthophagus taurus is the source of this 851-nucleotide messenger RNA. Its product is annotated as protein takeout-like. The record is from RefSeq and is a predicted model, not a curated record. Gene Ontology annotation, biological process: multicellular organismal reproductive process. NCBI's taxonomy places the organism in Eukaryota, Metazoa, Arthropoda, Insecta, Coleoptera, Scarabaeidae.
GGAAACUCGUUGAUUUCAUUUAAUACCAAACGAAGCUUCGUCAAGAACAUGUCUACGUUUAAAGUUGUUGUUUUCCUUGUUGUUAUAGUCACAGUUAAUUGCGCAUCACUUCCUUCGUACAUAAAAACAUGUGCGAGAACUUUAAGUCCACAAGAAUUUUCUAAAUGUGCUACCGAAAAUGGAAAAUUAGCAAUUCCCUCUGUCUUGAAAGGUGAUAGAACGUUCAAGGUUCCCCCAAUGGUUCCUCUUCGGUUGCCAAAAGUCGAAUUACAAGCCGGCCAAGGUCUUAAACUAAAAGCAACGGACAUAAUAGCAUCCGGCCUUGACACAGUCAAUCUUCAAGAUAUAACCGCCGAUUUCGACAAUAAAAAAUUCACGGCCAAACUUCAUUUCGAUUAUAUCACAAUUGUUGGGGAUUAUGAGGUUGAUGGAAGAUUAUUGGUGCCUUUAAGAGGACAUGGUCCAUUAAAUAUAUCAAUUUAUGAUGUUAAUGUUGAAUAUGGUUUUAAUUAUGACCUCGUAAAAAAGAACGGAGCCGAUUAUAUAAACGUAAAAAGUGACACUUUAAAAUUAAAGAGUCAAAAACAAUUUUACAAGUUAGAUAAUUUGUUUGGAAAUCCCAGAAUUAGCGAAGAAACCAAUAAAGUUUUGAACGAAAACGCAUCUGAGAUAUCAAAAGAAUUAAACGGGCCUGUAUCCGAAAUUAUUAAAACGUUAGUAACGCAAUUGGUGAAAAAUUACAUGACUGGGGUUAGCAUAGCGGAGAUUUUCCCAGAGAAAUAAUAAGGGUAUUAAAAUUAAGUUUGGUUGUGUUGUUAAAAAGCGAAAUAAAUCUUUUGUUCCUUUUACAA